AUGGGAAUUGCUUCUACAUUAAUCAUUGUUCGAAUAGCUCUUGGUAUUGCCAUAGAAGAUGAAAAAUCAUUCAGGGCAACUGUCUUAGGUGAAAUUAGUGAGCGGAAUGUUGGUAGUAUACACUUCCACCCAGGCAUGUCUGGUGUAGCUCAGAAUACAGGAGAGGAAGAUGAUGUGGUUCCUGUAGAUAUAGAAUUGCAGUGUCCUGGGAAAGAGACAUAA
Messenger RNA from Marasmius oreades (fairy-ring Marasmius), 222 nucleotides. RefSeq lists its product as uncharacterized. The transcript has 2 exons. The record is from RefSeq and is a predicted model, not a curated record. Bases 1 to 222 code for a protein of 73 amino acids. NCBI's taxonomy places the organism in Eukaryota, Fungi, Basidiomycota, Agaricomycetes, Agaricales, Marasmiaceae.